AUGAAGCGGCCUCUGAGCCCAUCCCCCUCAAGUGAGAAGGAGCCCCCCACGACUGCAGCAUCUGAGUGCCCCCCUCAUUCUCCAGAAUCCUCAAAGCCUAAGCGGGAAAGAAAACGACCUUCCUUCACUCUCUGCGAUGUCUGCAACAUCCAGCUGAACUCGGCUGCCCAGGCCCAGGUGCAUUGUGGGGGACGCGCCCACCAGCGGAGGCUUCGGCAGCUCAGCCUGGGCAAGACCUCCACGGGGCCAGCAGGCCCGGCCUCCAGCAGCAGCCCCAGCCCCCUGCUGGCCUCCCUGACCCUGCCCACCCGGCCUCUGCAACCCCCGCUGGACUUGAAGCACUUGCUUGCCUUCCACUUCAAUGGCACCACCCCGCUCAGUCUCUUCCCCAACUUCAGCACGAUGGACCCAGUCCAGAAAGCUGUCAUCAGCCACACAUUUGGGGUCCCCUCCCCUCUGAAGAAGAAGCUGUUUAUCUCCUGUAACAUCUGUCACCUGAGGUUCAACUCAGCGAACCAGGCUGAAGCUCAUUACAAGGGCCACAGACACGCCCGAAAACUUAAGGCUGUCGAAGCUGCCAAGAGCAAGCAAAGGCCUCGGAAUUUGACCCCAAAUGGGAUAGUGGUGUCUUCAGCCUCACCUCCAGCCAGUGGAAGCCCCAGAAACUCAGAGAGCAAAGAUCCUGCAUCCCCUCCUCUCGACCCUUCACUUCAGCUACCAACGACCCCAGACCCAAGAGUCAGAGAGCCAGCCCACUCAGACCUCUCGGAUGCUGCUGCUUCCUCUUCCUCAUCUUCCUCUUCCUGCCCACCCUGCUCCCCGGAUCCUGGCAGGGAAGCACCAGGGCCUGAGCCAGCAGAAGUGGCUGUGGGAAGUGGAGUGAAUGGGGAAGGCAGGGGCGAGAAGGGGCGCCUCUACUGCCCUACGUGUAAAGUGACAGUGAACUCUGCCUCUCAGCUUCAGGCUCACAACACAGGAGCGAAGCACCGAUGGAUGGUAGAGGGUCAUCAAGGGGCUCCCCGGAGAGGGCGGGGCCGUCCUGUGUCCCGGGGAGGGGCUGGACACAAGACAAAGAAAGUGACCGGAAAUCAUGGAGGCCGGCAGGGACCAAGCCCUUCUUUCCACUGUGCCCUCUGUCAGCUCCAGGUCAAUUCAGAGACCCAGCUCAAGCAGCAUAUGAGCAGCCGGAGGCACAAAGACCGUCUGGCUGGGAAGCCCCCCAAGUCCUCCAGCCAGCACAGCAAACUGCAGAAGCACACAGCGCUGGCUGUGAGUGUCCUCAAGUCUAAAUUGGCCUUGCAGAAGCAACUCACCAAGACACUGGCAGCCCGCUUCCUGCCCAGUCCGCUGCCCACUGCGGCUGCUGCUAUCUGUGCCCUGCCAGGACCCCUGGCCCUCCGGCCUGCUGCCACUGCAGCUGCUGCCCUCUUUCCAGCUCCUGUCCUGGGCCCAGCUCUGUUUCGCACUCCAGCAGGAACGGUCCGCCCUGCUGCAAGCCCCAUCCUUUUUGCUCCCUAUUAGGAGUCCCAAACACACCCUAGCUCUUCCUUCCAGACACUUGUCUCCACAUCCCACAGACACUGCCUUUUGCAGUUUCUGGGUUCCCACCUAACCUGGGGUAGCUGCUCUUCACUCAGACUGGGGUUUUUCCAGUCCCCCGGGUCUGAGGACCACCGUUGCCCUCCUUUCCUGGGCCAGUCCUGGGCUGCCCUGCAUCCAUGGCUCGACAAAUCCCAAAGAUCUAUGCAAAAUCACAGUCCUAGCCUCAUGGUGCUCUCAUACCCCCACCCCAACCGGACACUUAACACAGAGCUGACUCUACAUUUUAGCUCCCACAAGUCAGCCUCUCCUGCCAUGGUCUAGGGCCGCAUGGACAAUCACUAGAGCUAGGGAUCUCAAGCGGAAGUGGGUUGGAAUCUAUCAGGCAUGUUUACCAUGGGGUAGCCAGGUGUGGUGGUGCAUGCCUGUGGUCCUAGCACCUGGAUCAUGAGUUCAAAGUCAGACUGGGACAUAUAGUUAGACACUGUCU
Acomys russatus (golden spiny mouse) is the source of this 2029-nucleotide messenger RNA. It is a transcript of the gene Znf385c, whose product is annotated as zinc finger protein 385C. NCBI's taxonomy places the organism in Eukaryota, Metazoa, Chordata, Mammalia, Rodentia, Muridae. The coding region runs from base 1 to 1521 and encodes 506 amino acids. Gene Ontology annotation, molecular function: zinc ion binding; nucleic acid binding. Gene Ontology annotation, cellular component: nucleus. The record is from RefSeq and is a predicted model, not a curated record. The transcript has 8 exons.